GGCAGCGGACGGAAAUUUGCUAAUUUUGCAAUGACUGUAGGAAACCUCCGUAAGGGGUUCCCAUCUGCCAGAACUCACUCUUGUUGCCCUGCUUAACGCUGGUUUAAGGCCUCCCCUAUUGAUUUUUUGCCUAGGGCCCCAACAGAUUCUAGAUCCCCACUGCCUUCUGGUUCAAAAGAUACUGUGCAGAACAUUUCAACAGGAUGUAGAGACGUCUGUCUAGUACUUAAAAAUGUUUAUGUCUCUGACCUUAGACUGUAUACUAUGUCAUGAUUAUUAUUAUUGUUAUUUACAGUCUAUGUCUCUGACAGACAGCAGAUGUCGAGACACUAGUAUCUGUGGUGUCUGUAGCAGAAGGGUCCUCCCGUCCUGAAGGGGGCGGCUCUGGCUCUGACCCCCCUCUCAGCGUGGUCUCGUUGACCCGGAACGGGCCGGUCUGUUUUCACUGGUGUUGGCCGAUGUACGGGCUCUUGUCCCGGGAUGUCUCUUUCUGUAGCCCCUACGCGCUGCGGGCUACGGGCCCUGACGCAGGCGGUGUCGGAGCAGCUGUCCCGGGCCGGGUCGGAGAUCUUGACGAUGCUGAAGAAGCGGAGCGGCGGCUCGCGGGGCUCCGGGUGCCGCCGCCAGCUGCACGUCCUGCGGCUGCUGCUUACUGAACGGCUCGCGGCGGCGGCAGAGCUGAUCGUAGGACUGCUGCAGCGGGAGGUGGAGGAGAACCGGCGGCGCCUGGAGCGGCAGAGCCGGAUGCUGGAGGCUGUGCUGAGCCCGGAGGUCCGACUGACUCGGACAGAUUCCAUCGGCACGUUCACUCUGAGGACAUCCAGCGCUGACAAAAAGCCCCUGCUGUAUUCUGAGGGUAAACCCGCUGACCUCUUCACAGCCCCGCUUAGCUCCGCCCCCUCAGACACCUCAGCAGCGGAGAGCGAUGACGACUGGAGGGGAAGCGACAACUCGUACAGCAACACAGAAUCAGCGGACUCAAAGACAGACGCAGGGCGGCGCUCUAAUGCUCGCAGACAGCAGGGGGCAUCAUCUGACCAGACGGCGGCUCAUCGCUGUGUCGUCUGUGGAAAAAGUUUCCGUCACAGGGGAUAUCUGACGAAACACGUGGAGACACACUCAGACCAGCGUGUUUGUGGAGGACAGAUCCAGUCCUCAGACUGUCUGGUGGACCGUCUCAGGUCUCACAGGGACGCCACUAGAGGGAGCAGGGCCUGUGGGAUCUGCAGUAAAACGUUUCAAAACAUGGAGACUCACAUGCGGAGUCACACUGGAGAGAAACCUUACAGCUGCUCUGUCUGCAGGAAGAGCUUCCCCCGUGCAGGAGCCCUCAGGAGACAUAGGAAGAUCCACAGCAGGAAGUCGAACAAGGUCUGCCCGGUCUGUGGACUUACCAUCAGCACAGACCAGCUGCUGCAGGACCACCUGAAGACCCACCAGGACGAGGACAGAGAGCAGAGACCGGACGAGGAGGACGGUCAAUCAAUGACAGACAGUAGGCAGGACUCUGGGCUGAAGCGGCCUCAGGGGUCUUGGUCCUGCAGGGUCUGUGGGGACUGGUUCCACAGCCAAGGUUUCCUAAGGAAACACGGCGAGACGCACUGCAGAGAUGCUCAGAGCGUCUGCGGCGUCUGUGGACAGCAGCUGAACUCACCUGAGGCUCUGCAGACUCACCUGCAGUCCCACAGAGAGACUGGGGGGACCUGCUCUGUCUGCAGGAGGACUUUCCAGAACCUGCAGACCCACAUGAGGACCCACACAGGGUUCAAACCGUACCGCUGCUCCGUAUGUGACAAACGCUUCCCCCGAGUGGGGGCGCUGAGGAGGCACAGGAAGAUCCACGGCGGGGAGCAGCUCUGUGGGCGGAGCUUCACAGAGACUCACUCCAAGGAGAUACACAAUGAGGAGUACGCAGAGUCGGACCCUCAGAGUCUUAAGUCUCAGACUGAGGACAGUCUGAUUGAAGGAGAAGACACAGAGACGCCUCAGACGAGUCACUGCUGCAGAGUGUGCAGCGAGACGUUUCAGAGUGACGGCGGUCUGAGGAAACAUGUGAAGACUCACUCAUCAGAGUCUGCGUGUGGAAUCUGUGGACAGACUUUACCCCCAUCAGAGACCCUCAUAGACCACCUUCAAGUCCACAGAGACGCCGCUAAGAUCUGUCAUGUCUGUGGUAAAUCCUUUCAAAACAUUGACACUCACAUGCGGAGCCACACGGGGGUCAAACCAUACGUCUGCGGCGUCUGCGGUAAGUCCUUCCCACGGCCCGGAGCCCUGCGGCGCCACAGAAGGAUCCACAGCGGGGAGCGACCUUACAUCUGCGAGUUCUGCGGGAAGACGUUCAUGGACAACGGAGCUCUGAGCACACACAUCAGGAAACACACCGGCGACAAACCUACCCACCGAGUCUCCUGCCAGACCUGCGGGAAGAGCCUGGCGUCUGUCCAUGUCCUGGAGGUCCACAAGAGGAUCCACACAGGAGAUAAACCGUUCCAGUGUCUGGUCUGCGGGAACACCUUCAGGCAGGUGGGGGGGCUGAAUGCCCACAUGAUGACCCACAGUGGCGAGAAACCGUACAGCUGCAGCCUCUGCGGGAAGAGCUUCAGCACCAAAGGGUACCUGCAGAUACACCUGCGCUUCCACAGGAAGGAGUGUGCCUUCAGCUGCAGCCUGUGCUCCAAGGCCUUUGUCACCAAGAACGACCUGAAGAAACACCUGCUGACUCACAGCGGGGAGAAACCCUACGGCUGCUCCAUCUGUGGGAAGCGCUACCAGGAGAAACGCUCCAGAGACAUCCACAUGAAGGUUCACCUGGACGUCCAUACUGACAAGGACCCUAUCAGGAGGCACGACGGUCUGCAGCCAGACUUUAUCCAGCUGUAGAGUCCAAAAAAGGGAGUAAUGACUUUCAAAACAUCUUCAGCUUCAUAUUUAGCUGGAAAUAGCACAAAGACAACAAGUCAAAUGUUGAAACUGAGAUAUUUAUUGCGACAAAUGAUAUGUCAUGUUUACGGCUCUGUAACAUCACACUUUCUUUUCACGACACUGUAAGUGUUUGUGACCUGAGGAGACCAGUUACUUUUAUUUUGAAGGUUGACCCUUUUUACUAAAUAUGUAUGAUUUCAGUUGUCUGACUUCAGGUCUCUAAUGCUGCAAAUAUUUGUAAUGGGUGACGAGUCCGGACUGCAGGGAGGUCAGUUAACCACCUGGACUCUUACUGUAAUGCCGUGCUGCUGUAACACGAGCACAAUGUUUGACGCUGAGUUGAUAAAAAUGGCCUUCCUUAAAAAAAAGUCUGUUUGGCUGCACAUGUUGCUCCUAAACCUUUUUACAUGCUUCAUAGGGCUGUCAAAAAAUGAAAUGUUUAAUCGCGAUCAAUCUAAAAAAAAAUUGACAGCAUGUUUGAAAUUCCAUUAUUUUGCAUAUAAAAAUAAAAUUAUUAUGCUUUUAUUUUGAAUGUUUGUACUGCGUUAAACUGAGAGUACUUCACUUGCUGUGUGUGCGCUCACAGUGCCAAUGCAUUUCCGUUACUCAUGUCUGAUUGGUUUCCACGGUCAUGUGACCCGGAAACCAGACCUGUCUGCUCAAUAAUGACAGUAAACAUCAGGAAACUGCAGCAGAGAAGCAGUGAGUGACGUCAACUUACAUUUACUAGUUUAUAAAGUACUCGACACCACGUGACUAGGAUCGAGACGACCCUCCCGGUACACCGGCUCCUCCUGUCCUCCUCUGGGACGGUGUUCAGUACGGACAUGUUGAAGCUCCACACUCUAAGGAUGUUCGUGGACCAGCGGCUCUCCGCCGCCACCGAUGACAUCCUCCGCCAUUUUGCCUCAGUGAUCUCCGAGUAUGAGCGCGAGGUGUUCCGAUUAAGAGAAGAGAUCGACCGACAGAAGAGGGGACGGAUGGAGGCUGCGGGACGACCCGAGGACGAACCGGAGGAUGAAGCCGCCGGUCAGUGAGACUGCUGUUUGUUGGUUUGAGAAAUAAAUAUAAAUAUUUAGAUUGUGACGUAGCGGCUUUCCCCGCCAGAUGGCGCUGUUGUUUUAGGAACUGGGAACAGUCAAGCUGUUACCAUAGUAACAGUCGGUAGUCAUGUUAGAAGGGUGAACUAGUGACCUUCAGGACAAACAGUAAACAAACAAACAAACAAACUGGGAGAUAAUGGACAGGUUACCAUAGCAACAGUAAGAAAACAGAUAAAAUAAUUUUCGCUAAUACAAAGUAGAUAAUUGGAGUAAAUUGUCUGCAUUGACUUCCUGCCUGUUCAUUAAAUGUUUUUCAAAGACUCCAUUUGAUCUUCACUGCUCCCUCGCUGCCUUGCUGCCUCUGCCUCUGUGUGUUGUUUAGUGUUUGACCUCAAAUGACUGUUUACAACAACACAAACUAACAGCCGAGGCCACAUUGAAGUAAGGGAACUAAAGGUGUUUUCAAUAUUUCCAUCUUGCAUUAGCAGAUUGCUGUUAUACACCAGUUCAUUCUGAGCGAGUGAUCUGAUUGGAUAAGAGCUCAUCCAUAGAGCAUUUCUGUUCUUUUAAAGUGCAUCCUUGCUUCCUUCACUUUUGUCCUCGUCCCUCCCACCAGAGAGGCAUCGAGGAGAUACGUUUCUGUGAAGAUAACGGCAUCAGCGUCAGUUUGGGUUAGGGUGUUUUCAUAACAGAAGAAGAAGAGCAGGCGAGGGGGCAGAGCUUCAGUCCACUCAUUAAACAGGAAGGGGGCAGAGCUUCAGGACCAGACGGGACUGUCAUCACACCCAUGCAGAGUCUUGAUUGGCUGAGGUUGAGACUUGACACAGUCCAGAACCCUUUGUCCAAUCAGACACAGUCUGUGGUUGUCGGUGGUGACGUCGGACUUAAUCCCGUUUUUAACACACAGGAAAUGUUGGUUGUCAAGCAGGAACUUGAUGAGGGUCUGGAGGCCUCACUCAGAGCAGACACCGGUGAAGAAGAGAAGCAAGAGAGGGCGCAGGGCUCUUAUCUGAACAUCACAGAUGAAGGGGGCGGGGCUUCAGGACCAGGGGAGUUGAUGACCAGGUUCACACAGAGUCCUGAUUGGCAGAUGGAGAGCUACAAGGACAAGGCAAGUCCUUUAUCCAGUCACAUCCAGUCCCUUAGGUCCCCCCCACACAUGAAACCAGAACCCGGAGAGACAGACCUACCCGAAGACCUCAACCAGGACUCUGUUAGCCAUUCAGAAUCCACUACAGAGGACAGUGAUGAGGCGCCGCUGGAACCAGGUGUACACAGGACUCUGGGAGCGUGGACUGGGCCUCCUGUGGAACAGGAGCUGCUGGUCUGCAGGGGCUGUGACCGACAGUUUAGCUCAAAGCAAACUCUGAAAAAACACGUCAGACGAAACCUGUCACAGGACCAGGACCUGAUGUCCUGCAGCCUCCGCAGACAGCAGGUCCCCUUCCAAAAACCUGACAAGUCCUUCACCUGCAGACUCUGCAGAAUGUCCUUCAACACGCUGGGGAUUUUGGUUCGACACACUGAAAACCACUGUAAGGAACCCGAGAGCCGUUGUGGGGUCUGUGGGGACUGUCUCGAGUCCACCAAAACCCUGAGAGAUCACCUGCGCUCUCACAAAGAGCUGGGGUGCACCUGCGACGUGUGUGGGAUUAAAUGUAGCUCCAUCAGAAGAAUGGAGAUCCACAAGCGGGUCCACACUGGAGAGAAACCAUACCAAUGUGAGGUCUGCAGCAAAGACUUUGCUAGGAAAGAAAGUCUGGAGAGACACCUGAAGGUCCACAGAGGGGGCAGACUGCAUACCUGUGGACUAUGCAGGAAGGCCUUUACCAGGAGGGAGGAUCUGUUCCUCCACCUGAUGACUUUUCACCCAGAUCUACCUGUAGGAAGUGAGUGGACCACAUGUUAAGUUUCUGGCAUCCUCAAGUCUUUUGUGCCAUCUUCUCCCUGCACACCAACAGCUGCACUUCCAAUCACCAGUCCAUCAAGCUCCUCAAGUUCAAGGAUGACACCUUCCUCAUUGGACUCAUCUCUGGUGGGGAUGAGUCCACCAACAUGCGAGAGGAGGACCACAUGAGAACAACUUAGAGCCUAAUGCUCUAUAGACGGUGGAGAUGAGUUGACCUGUACACCACCUGGACUCUGAGGCCACCUAUAUUCCUCCUUAGCAUUAACGAUGCCCUGGCUCUACCCCCCACCCCCCUCGGCACAGACUUCCUCCAGCCCCCCAGUCAGAGAGCAUCACUAGAAGUCCUGUGUUAAAUUAACGCACACUUUAAGAAUCCUUCAGUCAUCCUGAAAAAUUGACAUAUCUGCACACUAUACAGCCAGUACACACCUCCUACAAUGUAGUUUGUGAAUUUUGUUUCUUUUUAUAUUUAUGAUUUGUACCUUAUUUUUGAUUUUUUUUUAUUAAGAUUUUUUUGGACUUUUUUGUGCCUUUACUGUAAAGAUAGAACAUUGGAUAUAGAGUCAGAAAUCAGGGCGAGAGACAUGCAGACAGGUCGGAUUCAAACCCAUGUCACUUGCCUGGUUUAUACCUUAUUUUGAUAUUUUAAUCUUUCUCUAUAUAAGUCCCUUGACAGAAGGAGAACUGCUGUUUUAUAGCCUUUUACUUCUUUAUUCUACUUACUUGGCAAGGAAACACAAUUCUGAUUCUCGGCAGCGUAGACUAAUGGGAGCGUCACCUCUGUGGUGGGGAAAGAACCGGAGCUGGAGUUGGAGAGCUAUCAGAUAGAUAUAGUUGGGCUCAUGUCCACUCAGCUCACAGAGGGGCUGCACUCUCUCCUUCAGAGGCUCUCAGGGUGAAAUGUGUCGGGCGGGUGUGGGAAUACUCCAUAGCCCCCUCUAAUCAUGUACCCAGAACACUUGUCCUGAACUUGUUCCUCAUUUAGAUGAGCAUUAGGGUUUGUUGAUCGUUCAAAAGCCUCAGGUUUAUUCUCUAGGUUUUUAUUUCUUAAUAUAACGACAACGUGUCAAACUGUUGUUCUUCUUCAGGUGUGUCAGGUGACUCACCUAACCCUGACCCUCAGAGACCGGAGGAACACUUGGUACGCUGUAAAUGGUUAAUGGACUGUCCUUUAAAGUCCUUUACUAGUCAUCUGCCCUCUCAGAGGUCUUUGUUACCACAUGUCACAUUCACACAUGGCAGAGGCUGCUGUUUAAAGUAGCCAUCAGGAUGAACUCAUCCAUUCACUGAUCUUAACGCCAUCAGGAAUCAUUUACACUUCAGUGUCUUGCCCAAGGACAUUCCAACGUGACUACAGGAACUGGGAAUCAAACCUCCAACCUUCUGAUUGAGAGACGACCUGCUCUACCACUGAGCCACAACCGCCCCUUAGAACAUCACAAACACAUCUUUGGACUGUCAUCAUCAGUCGCUCUGACUGACACCUCUGUGGUUCCCCCACAGAUCCCACCUCCUCAGCUGCUGAUUGGCCCACUGAGUUAGAAUAGAAGCGUCUGGUUCUGUUUGUUGACAUUAUGAACACAGACGGCGCUCAGCUGGACACUCUGUGCUGCGUUUAUGUGCAACAUUUACCGUCAGACACAAGAAACAUGCAAGGGCUUUUAUUAACAGGACAGUGGGAGUGUGUGUGUGUGUGUGUGUGUGUGUGUGUGUGUGUGUGUGUGUGUGUGUGUGUGUGAGAUCAUUUCCAGGAAGAGGUACAGAGAGGGCAGCAACGUGUGUCUUUGUGUGUGUGUGUGAGUAACUAAGUGACUUCCUGGUCCACCGGGUGUAUCCUGUUAAAACACACUCAGAGGGUCGAGUGUGUGUUCAUUAACUUUAUGAACAACACACACACACACGCUGCCACCACAAAGCCUGCCUGGGGAGAUGUUGGAAUCUAAACAUGAGAAAAGUUCUGAUUUAACAGACUGAGUGAAGCUGAAUGUAAACUUUAUUUAUAACAUUGUCAGUUUUUUAUGUACAGGUUCAUUGUGAACAUUAAAUUCUCAAACAUAAACUGUG
Messenger RNA from Labrus mixtus (cuckoo wrasse), 7941 nucleotides. Its product is annotated as zinc finger protein 431-like. Gene Ontology annotation, molecular function: DNA-binding transcription factor activity, RNA polymerase II-specific; RNA polymerase II cis-regulatory region sequence-specific DNA binding. NCBI's taxonomy places the organism in Eukaryota, Metazoa, Chordata, Actinopteri, Labriformes, Labridae. Gene Ontology annotation, cellular component: nucleus. Gene Ontology annotation, biological process: regulation of transcription by RNA polymerase II. The coding region runs from base 481 to 2883 and encodes 800 amino acids. The record is from RefSeq and is a predicted model, not a curated record. The transcript has 4 exons.